AUGGAUGCUACUGAACAUAUGCAGAUGUUUGUGAAUGGUCUAAAAAUAAAGACCAAACAGCUAAUUGAUACCGCAGCCGGUGGUUCCACAAAUUUUUCAACAGCCACCGAUAUCAAGAAGAUCAUUGAAGCUAUUGCUGCUAGUGAGCAUAUGGAGUUGUACGAUAGGUGUCAAAGCAAACCAGAAGGGGUGAUAGAUUUAAAGCUGGAAACUGCAAAAACCCGUAUUGAAGAUACUAUAGCUGCUGAAGUUAAGAAAAAGUUGAAGGCGAUGAAUAUAGGUACACGACAGGUGGCACAAAUCCAACCAACCCCUACUAUUUUUGUGAAAUCUAAUCAUCCCGACAUCUCCUGGAAAGACCAAAAAGCGACCGCCCCUCAACAUGGUCAGUACCAAACUCAAUAUCAACAACAUCAGCAGCAACAAAUGCCUAAGAAAGCUGGGUGGGAGAUUUCCAUUGAAAGAAUGGUAGCUCAUCAUGUUCAAUUUCAAGAAGAAACCCAGAACUAUCAGAAAAACACCAUAGCUUCCAUAAAAAAUCUUGAAGUCCAGAUGCGUCAAAUCGCUCAACAAAUAACAUCAAGUUCUCAAGCACAAGGUGUUCUACCUAGUGCAACUGUGCCCAAUCCUAGAGAGCAUCAUAACGUGAGCACUGUGACAACACGGAGUGUUGUUAGAGAAGAAGUGGUAGCACCGAAACCGAUUGUGAAAGAAACAGUCAUUGAGCCCAAGCCGGCUGUUAAGCUCCCAUUCCCCACGAGAAACAAGAAAAAAGGACAACAUGAGAAAAAUUUCAAAAAAUUCUUAGAGUUUUUCAAGAAGUUGGAGAUUAACAUUCCUUUGUUGGAGGCACUUGAACAAAUGCCUACUUAUGCCAAGUUCAUGAAGGACAUCAUUUCGAAUAAGCGUACCACCAACACUAACCCGAUCAUUUUAACUGAAACUUAUAGUGCUAUUUUGCAGGGUAUGAAGAUUCCGAUAAAGAAGGAAGAUCGAGGAGCUGUCACCAUCACGUGUACUAUUGGAGAUAGGUCGUUCAACAAAGCUCUUAUUGAUAUGGGAGCUAGUGUGAGUCUCAUGACAUUAUCCAUUUACAAGAAGCUUGGUAUAGGGGCGGUGCAAGAUACCAGGAUAACACUCCAAUUCGAAGAUCAUUCGGUCAAGAAACCGUAUGGUAUUGUUAAAGAUGUCCUGGUGAAAAUUGACAAGUUUGUAUUUUCGGUCGAUUUUGUAAUUCUAGAGAUGUCGGAAAAUGAAGAGAUCCCUCUCAUUCUUGGUAGACCCCUUUUUGGAGACGGGAAGAUGUGUAAUCAACAUAGGAGAAGGAACCAUGACGUUGAAGGUUUAUGA
This is a messenger RNA of Lathyrus oleraceus (garden pea), 1350 nucleotides long. RefSeq lists its product as uncharacterized. Lineage: Eukaryota; Viridiplantae; Streptophyta; Magnoliopsida; Fabales; Fabaceae. The coding region runs from base 1 to 1350 and encodes 449 amino acids. The record is from RefSeq and is a predicted model, not a curated record. Gene Ontology annotation, molecular function: aspartic-type endopeptidase activity. Gene Ontology annotation, biological process: proteolysis. The transcript has 3 exons.